UAAUGUAUUAUCCAUACAACAGACCCUAAUAUUAUCCUCAUUCAGUGUAUCCCCCUCAACACUAACCAUAUAGACCUUAAUACUAUCCACCAUAAUAUAUGCCACAAAGAUUUCCACAAUAAGCUCUCUAUUCCUCCUAUAAUGGAUUUCAAAUUCCUAGAGCUAAUAUACCACCUGCUCAUCCUAUGGCAAGCUAAGCAAUUCAAUCUCCAAACAAGAAUUUUCAAAGUCCUGUCAGAGGUUUUGCAUCACCUUCAAGAAACCAUCCCACACAAUCUUAAUAAUAACAGCCAUAAAAUAAACCACCACAACAAUAAUAAUUGUAAUCACCCACAAGACCUGGAUUUUUAACCUAUGAAUAAGUGAUGGAGAGAAUUCAAAAAGCCAAUUCUUAAUAAUAAUAACCAUAUUAGCCUUAAUAAUAAUAACAUUAUUAGCCUUAGCAAAGUAUUGAAUCUUUUAACUAUUUUAGAAUCUACAUCUUUACCAUAACCAUAAUAGACUUAAUAGAAACCAUAAUCUGGCUAAAAUUAACAACCCCAAUAAUAAUAAUCAAAAUAAUAGUAAUAGCCAAUACAAUAAUAAAUCUAACCAAACAAAACUCCAAAUAAAUAAGUUUCUUAAUAAAUAGAAAGUUAAUAAAAACAACCAACACCACCAAAAGAUCCAGAAUAUGAAGAUGGAGAAUUAGAAGGUAUAAUUUUGUUAUUAUUUUUCAGAAUUGGCCUUAUAAUAUGAAGAUGGUUAUAUUUACAGAGGAUAAGGAUUUCCUCCUUAAACUAGAAGUGGAUUUGGAAUUUUAACAGAUAGUGAAGGUCAAGAAGUAUAUGCUGGAUAUUGGAAGGAUAAUUUCUAUGAGGGUGAAGGGAAAUUAAGAAAUUUAUAGGUAGAAAUAUUAUCUGGUCCUUAUGAUUAUACAAAUAUGACAAAUAUUGGAAAUGGAUGGGAGUUUUAUGAAGGUAAUAUUAAUGAAUAUAAAAUUAGGUAAGUUUGAAGGAGGUAAAAUGCAUGGAUAAGGAACAUUGGUUUUAACAAAUUAAGAAAAAUAUGUUGGUCAAUUUGAUGAUGGAAUGAUACAUGGAGAAGGUGAAUUUAUAAUUAAUAAUGAUACUGUGGUCAAGGCAGUAUGGAAUUAAGGAAUUUUAGAAUAAUAUAUUGAAUGAU
Messenger RNA from Paramecium pentaurelia, 1164 nucleotides. Lineage: Eukaryota; Ciliophora; Oligohymenophorea; Peniculida; Parameciidae. The record is from the annotation of a GenBank genome assembly.